This is a messenger RNA of Microbotryum saponariae, 2368 nucleotides long. Lineage: Eukaryota; Fungi; Basidiomycota; Microbotryomycetes; Microbotryales; Microbotryaceae. The record is from the annotation of a GenBank genome assembly.
AUGGACAACGAGAAGUCUCGCCCCGUGGAGGCGCCGGCGACCUAUCGCUCCGAGCCGUACAAGCACGAGCAGCUGAUGCAGCACAUCGAGGAUUCGUCGGGUCGAUCUACGGUCUCCGAGCACGCCGGUGAGGGCAGCUACUCUAAUACCCACAAUGGCGAGGAACUCGUAAAGCCGUCGAGGAUGUUCACUCCCGAGGAAGAGGCCAAGAUCUGGCGAAAGGUGAGCUGCUCGAGACUUUACUCCGCAUUGCAAUACGUGCAAAAGCUCACACUGCUGCAUGGCGAUUGCUCACCGCAGGUCGAUCUGCGCUUGUUGCCGUACCUCGCCUUGGUGAGUUGGGUUGAUCUGGAAGACGGGAAGAGCUCGUGAGGGUUUGCGCACGUGCUAACGAGGGGCAAUCAAUUUCCACAGCUUUACCUACUCUCGUUCAUGGAUCGUGGAAAUAUUGGAAAUGCUCGUCUUGCCGGGCUCGAAACUGAUCUCAAGAUGACGGGUGGGUCGAUUACGUCUUUGCCAAUCCAGCGUCGUGUCGGCCAGUCGGGCUAAUAUGUCAUUCCGGCAUCCCAUUCGCAGGAAACGACUAUUCCGUUGCACUUUCAGCCUUUUUCAUCAGUUACUGUCUGUUUGAGGUUCCUUCGAACUUGAUGCUCAAGAAGCUGCGACCGUCGAUCUGGCUCAGUUCGAUCACCAUUGUCUGGGGCAUCGUCAUGACUUUGAGUAAGUCGCCCGAUAAGGAGGAGAUUUUCUUUAAUGUGAGACCUGAUCAGGUACUGACAAGAGGCUGGUAUUAAAUCUGCAGUGGGAGUUGUACACAACUUCGCCGGCCUCGUCGCGACUCGCGUGGCUUUGGGUAUCGCCGAAGCUGGCUUGUUUCCAGGGUACGUCGGCUUUGCUGCUUCGGCUCGCGUGCCUCCAUGCUGAAUCGGUGGCCUGCAUUACAGAGUCAUUCUCUACCUCACCCUUUGGUAUCCACGUCACAUGUGCCAGCAACGCAUCGCAUUCUUCUUUUCGGCGGCCACUUUGGCGUGAGUUCUGGUGUCAAGUGGCGAUUCGGGAAUAUACUCGCUAGAAAGCUGACCAGCAACACCUGCCAAUCUUUCAGUGGCGCUUUCUCCGGACUCUUGGCAUACGGAAUCCAGUUUAUGAGUGGAGUUGGCGGCCGUAACGGAUGGAGCUGGAUCUUUAUCCGUAAGUCAUUAGCAGCGUCAAAUCCGCUGCCACGCUCACUGACCCAUGCACUACUGCUCCUCCUUUAACGCCGCUCAGUCGAAGGGCUCCUGACUACCCUGGCCGGUGUCGGUGCGUUCUGGGCUAUCGUCGACUCGCCGCGAUCCUCGCAUUUCUUGACCAAGGAGGAGCAGGACUUCAUCAUCUGGCGCAAGACGACGGAUUCGGGCGCUUCGGGCGAGGCGACCAAUGUCAGUUGGAUCUACAUCCGCCAGGCUCUGACGUCGUGGCAAUGCUGGCUCGCUCUCGGCUACUACUUUGGCAUUGUCGUUCCUCUGUGAGUUGGGCACCGGCAUCGAGUCUUGGCCAGUGAAACUGGUCCAGCGACUGACCGAACAUUUUGUUAUUCGUUGCAGUUACUCGAUUGGUCUCUUCAUGCCCACGCUCAUUCAAGCAUUCGGCAAGUACACCCGACCUCAAGUUCAGCUUUUGACAAUCCCCGUCUACGUCUUUGCUUGCAUCUACGUCCUCAUCACUGCCAUCUACGCCGAUCGCAUGAAGACUCGUUUCCCAUUCGUCAUGGCCGCCUUGGGUCUCUCUGCACUUGGCAUCAUCAUCAACCUCACCCCUGCACCGAGUGGUGUCAAGUACUUUGGUCUCUUCUUGACGGCUGCCGGCUCCUACGGUGGCUUGCCCGCUGUCGUGACGUGGCUCUCCAACAACUUGUCCGGUCAGACCAAGCGAGGUGUCGGAAGUGCAUUCCAGGUGAGCCGUCUCUCACUCUUAGUCGGCUCAGAGUGUGGUCCAGAAACUGAUUUGACUUCACCCUGCUCAUACCACUAGAUCGGAAUUGGCAACUUGGGUGCGCUCGUCUCGUCCAACGUCUACCGCAAACAGCCCCGCUAUUUCCUCGGUCGUGAGUUGACCGCGAAGCAUAAAUAGAUCGCCCUUGGACGAAUUCACUGACCUGGUUGCCCUGCUCUGAUUGAGCUUUGUAGACGGCGCCGUUUUGGGCUGCAUUGUGGUCGGCUUGUUCUGCGCGCCCCUUUACGCCUUUCUACUCAAGCGCGAGAACGAGAAGAAAGAGCGCGAGAUCGAGUAUCAGAACUCGUUGCCCGAUCACGAGAAGCGUGUCUACUCUCUUCAGGAGCUACGUGACUUGGGUGACAAACAUCCUUCGUUCGUGUACACAAUCUAG